Molecule: messenger RNA, 348 nt
Organism: Paramecium sonneborni
Lineage: Eukaryota; Ciliophora; Oligohymenophorea; Peniculida; Parameciidae
Source: the annotation of a GenBank genome assembly
AUCAAAUUAUUCUCCAAGUUUAUCCAGCACUUUUGGUCCAUGGUAUUCAAAUACAACUAAAAGCAAAAUAGUAAAAGCUUAACAUGCUUAGACCUUAACAUUAGAACCUUUAAAAUAAAUAUCUCAUAAAAAAAUCUAAAGUAGAAUAUCUGUGUCAAAAAGACGCGUAAUACCAGUUUAAUUUAAAUCAUAAACUACCUCAACUAUGGAAACAACAACAAUAGAAUAAAAAUAAAGAACUCUACCAGACCCAAUUAUCAUGAAUAUGACUAAAGAACCACUCUAUGUUAGAAGUAAUAAGAUGGUAUAAAAUAUCUUAAAGAAAUUGCAAUACUAUCGAUACAAUGA